AUGACCACAGGGUAUAUAAUGGCUUCAACGACGACGAAGGAAGGCAAGGUCAUCCAAGAUGUUGUCCUCGGUCCUCGCUCUUCUGGCAGUUGUUCCACUUCUGGCCCACGCACAAAGCCCAAUUUAUGUGAGUGUCCUACUUGCUACUUGAAAGCUGGGCUCAUACAAUCUACCAGGGCCAAUGUGGUGGUCAAGGAUGGACUGGUCCUACAACUUGUGCCUCUGGUUCGACUUGCACAUACAGUAAUCCCUACUACUCACAAUGCUUGUACGCCACGGUUCCCAAGGUUGUAUUUACCCCUUGCUCAACUUGUUCACAGGCCCGGAUCAAACGGUGGCGGUGGAGGUGGCACCACGUCAUCCACCACAAAACCCGUUUCGUCUUCCACUUCGAAGACAGGUUCAUCAACGAGCUCCGGCCCAGUGACUAGUCAAACCCCCAUUGCCGGAAACCCAUUCUCUGGCCGCAACAUCUUCCUGUCUCCUUUCUACGCCACUGAGGUCCAAGCUGCCGCUGCUAACAUCAGCGAUGCUACCACCAAGGCCAAGGCACUCAGCGUCGCCAACAUCCCCACUUUCAUUUGGCUCGAUGUCAUUGCAAAGGUCCCCACUCUCGGCACAUACCUCGCAUCUGCCAGCGCUGCCGGAAAGUCCUCUGGAACUCCCAGCAUCGUUCAGAUCGUCGUCUACGACCUUCCCGACCGUGACUGCGCCGCUCUUGCCUCCAACGGAGAGUUCAGCAUUGCCAACAACGGCCAGGCCAACUACUUCAACUACAUCGACCAAAUCGUCGCCCAGAUCAAGCAGUACCCUGAUGUCCGUGUCAUCGCUGUCGUCGAACCCGACAGUCUGGCCAACCUUGUCACCAACUUGAACGUCUCCAAGUGCUCCAACGCCCAGACGACCUACAUUGCCUGUGUCACUUACGCGAUCCAACAACUCAACAAGCUCGGCAAUGUCUUCAUGUAUCUCGAUGCUGGCCACGCUGGAUGGCUCGGCUGGCCCGCCAACUUGCAGCCCGCUGCCAACCUCUUCGCCUCGCUCUUCAAGAACGCCGGCUCGCCCGCUAACGUCCGUGGUCUCGCCACCAACGUUGCCAACUACAACGCGCUCUCUGCCUCCAGCCCCGACCCCAUCACCCAGGGCAACAACAACUACGACGAGAUCCACUACAUCAACGCCCUUGCUCCCCUCCUUUCCAGCGCCGGCUUCCCAGCACACUUCAUUGUCGACCAGGGCCGCUCUGGCCAACAGAACCUCCGUCAACAAUGGGGUGACUGGUGCAACGUAAAGGGUGCAGGCUUCGGUACCCGCCCAACCCUCAACACCGGCUCUUCGCUCAUCGACGCCAUCGUCUGGGUCAAGCCCGGAGGUGAAUGUGACGGAACCAGCAACACAUCUGCCGCUCGCUACGACUCUCACUGUGGUCUCUCUGACGCUGACCAACCAGCGCCAGAGGCCGGUACUUGGUUCCAAGAGUACUUCGUCACACUGGUCACCAAGGCGAACCCAUCGCUUUGA
Messenger RNA from Mycena indigotica, 1521 nucleotides. RefSeq names its product Glucanase. Gene Ontology annotation, molecular function: hydrolase activity, hydrolyzing O-glycosyl compounds. Bases 1 to 1521 code for a protein of 506 amino acids. Gene Ontology annotation, biological process: cellulose catabolic process. The record is from RefSeq and is a predicted model, not a curated record. The transcript is spliced from 7 exons. Lineage: Eukaryota; Fungi; Basidiomycota; Agaricomycetes; Agaricales; Mycenaceae.